Thecamonas trahens ATCC 50062 is the source of this 5760-nucleotide messenger RNA. RefSeq lists its product as uncharacterized. The transcript is spliced from 2 exons. Gene Ontology annotation, biological process: intracellular signal transduction. NCBI's taxonomy places the organism in Eukaryota, Apusomonadida, Apusomonadidae. The record is from RefSeq and is a predicted model, not a curated record. Bases 75 to 5723 code for a protein of 1882 amino acids.
UGGGCGACAUCCCCAGAACACGCUGCCUGUCUUGAGCUCAGCCAAGCCUAAACGUGCCUUACCUGUUUGCAGGAAUGCCCUCCCAGUGCAACAAGGCCAAGGGUGAGAGCACGCGGCCUUGCGUCAGCUUUGCUCUGCCGGACAUCUCGCGUCAAAACGCGACUCUGCCUGUUCUUGACAAGGAUGACCCAGCCACAACCGCCCAAGUCACAACCAUCACCGACUUUUCCCCACAUCCUGCAAGAGCCGUACUGUCAUCGUCGAUGACCUCGUCAUCGUCGUCACCAUCCUUGACCCCGCAGCUCUCUUCACGCCACUCGUCACGGACGCGGUCAUCAUCGUCUUCGACCGCCUCGACCUCCUCGACCGCCUCGACCGCCACGACUGCCUCCACGUACUCCUCGUACUCGUCGGACUCGUCGUCGACGGCAUCGCCGUCAUCAACAUCAUCGUCCACUGAAAAGGCCCUGCCGCUCACCUCGCGCCCACGCCGCACCCGCAGGCCAACGAUGUUUCCCUCGGCCUCAGCCAUGUCCGCUGGCUCGGGCGUCGGAUUGGCAUCAAACGGCACUGUCACUUCAUCGACUAUGAUGGGCACGCUCUGGUCGACCUCGGUACACUCGACCCUGCAGCCAACCACCAGCGAGAACUUUACCCUGAACUCCGUCUCUACAACUUCGUCGUCGAUGUUAGCCGAGACGUCCGACCUGCUUCCACGCCGGAGACAGCCGCGUGCCGCCGCACCUGGCCUCAAUCGCGCCGUUUUCGGCACCAUCCUCGCUCUUGUCGACAGGCCAUCGCGCCCGCCUGGCAUCGCUGCCUGCCUAACUAUGGCUUCUGUGUGCACCGAGCUCAUCCAGUUCAUUACCCUCACCUUGGUUGUCUUUGCCGCUGAGCCCUCUGCUCCGGGCACCUUUCACACCGUCAAUGCGCUCUCGCUCGGUGUGCUCACUGCGCGGACGCAUUGGCACCAAGCAGUUGUCGCGUGCAUUGGCGUGACAAUCGCCACCGUCGCUGUCGUCGUCAUUGCCAUUCGCAUCGGCCGCGGUGCCAUCACGAUCUCCCCCACGAUGCGGACGGUGGCGUCGGGCAUGAUCGAGCUUCUCUCGGGCCCACUCCUUGUGCCCUGCCUCCUUGCGCUUCUCUCCAACAUGGCGCUCACUCUGCCGGCCGCUAUCCUCGUCGUCCUCGCCUUCUUUACCUCUCUCAACUCAGCCACUGCAGCUUUGCAGAUGGAAUCCGAGGCUGCGCUGCGGUGGCAUAUUCCUGGCGCCACGGUCGCCAUGACUUCCAAGCUGAUCGCUGUUGUUGCCGCUGCCACUGCUCCGCACCUCCCCGCACUCGCCGUCAUCAUUUUCCUCACUGCCGCUGCCGCCACCAUGCUCCUCUCCGCCGUUGUGCUCCGCGAGCUCAUCAUGCUCUCGUCAUCGCGCAACGCUUCUCGAAUCUCGGCCGCCCGCAUCGUCAUUGCGUCGGUCUGGCUUGCGGUUGUUGUUUCGUUUUGGACCUGGCAAUUCAGCUCAAGCCUGAUGAGCCCGUUGGCAGUAGCUAUCUUUGGUGCUUCACUGGGUGCUGCCGCUGGCCUUGCCCUCGCAUCGCUUCCACUGCGGUACACCGGUGUCAUCGAGCGAUUGGCGACGUCGCUGUCGUGGGCAACGCUUGGUCGGACCGCUCCGCAUGUCUACGCCAUGGGCCUCGAGUCGCUGCUCCUCUCGCCUGUCCGACUUGCAGAGUACGGCGGCUAUGCCGCCUACGUCGUUGCCGAGUAUGAUGCUGCCGAUGCCGCCUUUGCUGCAGUCCAGCAGACCUCAGUGCCCGGGCCGCACAUGGAACAGGCUGCGCUCUGGACCGAGGCAUCGGGCUUCGAGUCGUCGGUGGCCUCGGUUUACAUUGAGCUUGCGCUGCGCGGCGCGCGCGAAAACCACGCCGUCGCGCUCACCAUAGGCACCGCGCCCAACCUCGAGGACGAGGCCGCCCAUGCCCAGACCUUUCUUCACAUGCGGCGACAGCUCUCGCACGAUGCCGACCUGCAUUUCUUCCACACCCGCGUCAACAUCGACGCCAUCGACGAAGCGUAUGUGGCGUACCCCACCUUUCCCCACAUUCUCUCGGACAUGCUUCGCGGCUUUUUCGCGCCAUCGCCGCUCUGCCCGCGCUCGCAGGUCCCUGCUGCCUACGCCAUUACCAAGCUCCGCGAGCUUGCUCUGGCCACCCAGCUUCCAGCUACCAGCUUGCAGGUUCUAUCGGAUCUCAUCGCUGGUCCUCUGGCGCUGAGCUCGUCGCGCAAGUCGAUUCUCGCCCGUGCCUUGGCGCUACCGCCACCAUGGCAGUCUCCUAUGCCUGGCAAGGACAAGAUGUCGCCCAAGAUUCCUACCAACUUGAUUUGGGGUGGAGCGGGGCGGCUGUCGUCGACCACGCCCAACGGCGUCGUCAUGAUCCUCGUCAACACGCUGCGGACGCUUGUCUCGCACUUGACGCGCCAGAACGACAACGCUGCCCUGGUUUUUAUGGUCGAAAAGUACUGGGCUGUCGAUCCGGCCACUCACGCCGUUCUGCGAGGUCUCCUUCUCACCUCGCCAGAUCUUCCCGUCGUCAUUGUGACCGAGGCUGCCAAGAGCCACUCGGGUCUUGUCCUCGAUCCAUUGAUGCACAAGUGGGUCUCGGGCGGGACGCUCAAGACGAUCUCACCCGCGCUCGCUCAGCGGUCGGCGCUCGUCUUUGACGACCUUCCCGCAGUGGCCCAGUACGAUGCCAUCCGGCUCAUGACCGCGCCACAUCGCCCCACUGUCUCGUUUGCCGGCAUGGCUAUGGACGUCUCGGUCCUCAACUCGAGUAGGGCAGUGCCGUGCACCGUGUGCAUGGCCACCCACCAUCACCGCAUGGCGCGCGACGGAUGCGCGACCGUACCUGUCUCGGAGCGGGCUGAUGCUGAGCUCGACGCGUCGAUCGCCAGAUUGGAAGUCCAGAGGCAGACCAACCUGCCGUCCACCGGCCUCUGCCUCCUCGGCUUUGACUUUGCCAACUGUAACUCGCCUGGGCUGGACAUUACGGCUGCGAGCGGGCACCGCUUCGCCCAGCCAAGCCACGUUCCAUCAUCGGCAUGUCUCCCGCCGCACCCCUACGUCGCCCGCCCGGCACCGUACGUCGUCAACGCAACAGGAUCGGGACCAAAGGGCGGAAGAAGCAACCGCAAAGUGGCACCCAAGCCUAUGUCGAAACAGCCGAUAUCAUCAGGCUCGAGCGCCAACCUUCAGGUCAACAUUCUUGGAAACAUUGGCCAAGACAGCUCGAUCUGGAAUGACUCGGCAGUGUCAGACUGGCACGAGAGCGAGAACUUGGGCGGGAAGCUCGACACAAGCUCCGGCCCAAACAGCUCAGUUCACAUCCUGCUUGGCAUGCGAGCACUGCGGCACUGCUCAUCCGAUGAUUGUGUGCAAGAGCUCCGGCUGAUGAUGUUCGGCCGGGUGCUUGACGAUCUCACCCUUUCCGGCUCCGCGCACCUGCAUCUCCCGCUUGUGGCACUCAUCGAGUUUGCAGCAGUCAUCGGUCGCGCUGGCUCGCUCACCCUCCUCAAGGACGCGUACAUGCGGGCGCAGUCCGAUCCGAGCCUUGCGUCGCCGCAAUUGGUCUUGGCCUUUGCAAACUCGGAACUGUGCUCAGUGACCGAACUAUACGGCCUCGCGCAGGUGCACGACGUCCUCAAGACGAUCACGGAUCCGCUGUCGGGCAAGGAGUCGUUUCAGUUUGUGCGUGCCGCCGAGCGGCACGCCAUCCUUGCAACACUCCCGGUCGGCGAUGCCGAGUUUUACGCCUUCCACGUCGGCCGGACGCUCGCCGCCUCUGACCAUCCGGUCGACUCGCACCCAGCCAGCUUCCUGCCGUUUGCGCGCCGGGCCGGCGACAUGCACCUCAUCGUCAAGGGCUGUGUCUCGCUCAUUGUGGACCAGCAACUCGAGCUGCCGCUGGCGGACUAUCGCCAGGUGCUCGGUGCCAUCGCGCGGUCGGACGCGCGCCGCGAACUCCACCGCGACGGUCCCAACGCCGAGCUUCCGCCGGUGGAGACGCGGCUUAUCAAGCGCCUCUUUACCCCCGGCGAGGAGCUUGGGCACAUGGCGCCGGACACCACCGUCAUCAGCGAUCGCCUGCCGCCGUCGGAAGUGACGCGCGUUGGUGCCGAAGCGCGGUGGAGUCUGCUCAUGGCUUAUGCACGCGCGGUGCUCAACGCCGCGCUCGUACGCGACCAAACCACAGCCUCACACAUCGGCAUGCAGCGUGUUGGAUCUACGCGCGGCGAGGUGCUGUCCGACAUCUGCGUCCUGCUGAGCAAGCACCUCGCCGAGGGCCACGGCAACGAUCUCGAGGUGUGGGCUCUCAAGACCAACAUGGCAGUUGCGCGCGGAGACCUCCGCACUGCGCGCGAUAUGGUAGUCAAGGGCGCGCUGGCUGCAACCUGCGAGGGCGGGCCGUCGCAAGGCCAACAGCUGGCAGGCGAGGCUGCAAUCUCCAUGGCGACGGGACGGCUGCUUUUGACGCGCGCGCGGCCCAAGGCCGCGGUCGGAUGGUUUGUCAAGGCCCUCAGUGCGUCGCGCAAGGGCUGCAACGCGACGGCCGCAGCCGAGGCGCAGCAUGAGCUGGGCGUGACGCUGGUGGACAUCGGACUCGUGGCGCGGGCGAAGCGGCAGUUUGCGUGGAUCGACAGCUCGACGCCGUGGAGCGCGGUGCUGCAGGUGAAGACGGUGCGGCUGCUGAACGCACGGGCGUGGAUGCUGCUGCAGGCCGGAGAGUGGAGCAAGGCGCACGUCCUCUGCCUCCAGAUCUACUCGUCGGGCAAGUCAUCGCCGGGUUCACUGGCAGCUCUGCGGACAAUGGCCAUCAUGGCGCUCCUCUCCAACGACGUCAAUGCGUUUGAUCAGAUCCUCAGCUCGAUCAUGAUGGAAGGCGACGAGACGGUCAUCCUUGCCGAAGGCUUUCUCCUCAUGGCUAUGGCCGCCUUUCGCGAUGUCCUACUCACGCGGCCAGAGCUGGUGGCAAUCGAUCCCGCAUCCGUCCCACGGGUGAAGACACUGGCCUUCAAAGCCAUGGCAGGCUUUUCGGACAAGAUGAGCCGGCUCGAGUGUGCGGCCAAGCUGAUGGCGGACGUGCACGCCAUGAGCGCGUCGUCAAUGGCGCUGGACGGGGUAGCGGCACUGCCGAUGGUGAUGCAGAUUGGCAUCAAGGCCGUCACACUCAUCGCGUCCUGGCUCAAGCUCGACUUGGCGAAUGACGACGUCACCGGCAGCGACAUGCUGCAGGAUGAGCACGAGUUUACCGUUUCGAUGCUCGGCGAGGCCUCCAUAGGCUAUGUGGUCGACUGGGUUGAUACAGAUGGCGGGCUUUCGCGGGCCAACAUGAUGGCGGCCACUGCUGCUCUGCCAUCGCCGCAUGUUCCCACUUUCGGCGAGUGGGAUCUCGUCAAGUGCUGCGAGCUUGCCGUGGCAGCAGGAAAGAAUCUCGCGCAGACGCGGCGCAUCCGGGGGCAGGCAAUCAAGGCUGCGUUUUCGGGUAGUCAACUCAUGACGUGGCUGUCUGACAACCACGUCGUUUCUGACAGUAGCCAUGCCAGUCUGCUCUGCGAGCGGCUGCGGUGGCUGGGCCUAAUCGUGCCCGUCACCACCGGCCUCGGCGUUGUCGAACGGUUCGAGACCGCUUUGCCGUCGCAGCUGUAUCGUGUGUGUGUGACGUAGAUGGAUGACGAUAAAACAGACAUGAUUUCGGCAAACA